AUGGGUCACACUUUGGCACGAGUAACUGUGUUUUUCGUCUCAGUCUCUUUCCUGCUGUAUUCAUUAUUUGUCGCAACAGUUACUUUUCUCAAACUAAAUUUUACGGUAUAUCAUGUUAGCGAACCGCUCCGAAUAGGAUACGGUGUAAUUUUAGUGAUUCUAGCUCCCUCCGGAUUAUGGGGAAUUAUUGGAUCUACUCAGAAUAAUUCGGAUUUAUGUGACCGAUAUUUAAGGGAACAUUGGUUUUCUAGUGGAGUUUUUACUAUAAUUGAUGGAAUAAAAGUCGCACUUUCUUUUACGAUGAAAAUUGAUUCGAUAAAUGCAUGUGUAACACCAACCGAUUCCUCUCAAGAUGCAAUUGAUGGAUGUCGUAGUAAGGUUGAUUUUAAUCAAAUAGCGAGUUUAAUCAUCUUCGGGGCGCAAGAAUUUUUUUUGAUUUUUCUUGGUAUUCUUGUAUGGUACAGUUGUAAACGUAUUAAACGCAUUACAAAAAAAAUAAAUGAAAAGGGCAAGGAAGAGGCAUUAGAGCGACUUGAUUUAAGCGAAGUCAUUCCAGAUGAAUCAAAUGUUGCUUCAAUGAACGCUUACGAUCUUAGAGAACAAAGACAAAACCUCCCAUUAGAUAGAAUAAAUGUUCAACCGACUUCAACGCACGUACCUCGUCGUCCAUCACAAUAUAAUAAAGGACGAAAUGAUCGACAAACAAUCCAAAUCAAACCUGAACCUAUGCCAAAUGUCUUAAGGUCCCGUGAAUUUCAAGGUGAUAAUUAUGAUGAUAAUAAUAAUGUGCAAGGAAUGAGGAGAUAUGAUCAAAGAAUUACAGCGCCACCACGUCCUCGAAAAUCAUACAAUCGGCAAAAUACGACGUCUAUUGAAUUACAACGAGAAUUAUCAGCUUCUCAAAGCAUGAAUUCAAUGGCUACGACAGGUCGUUCAAAAAGUAUGAGAAUGGCAGCUCCCUUUGCUCGUUCGAAUAAUAACGUGUUACCUCCCCAAUUUCAACCUAUGCAACAAAUAAAAUAUCCGCAAGGAGCUCGAAAUAAAGGGGUUAAUGAUGGACCAGAUCCACCUGAAGGAACUCCCUUCCGCACACACAGACGUUCAAGGAGUCAUCCUCAACUUCGUCCACUUCCGGAUCCCCCAACUUCAGAUAAUUUUACAGUUCAACCAGAUCAUUCU
Molecule: messenger RNA, 1179 nt
Organism: Funneliformis mosseae
Lineage: Eukaryota; Fungi; Glomeromycota; Glomeromycetes; Glomerales; Glomeraceae
Source: the annotation of a GenBank genome assembly